UUACUCUGGGGCAGAGUCCUCUGAGCAGACAGGAAACAGGCUCCAUUCUCAGGGAUCCCUCAGAGCUUGGCCUUUGCAAAGUCUCCUGGCAGCUCCAGCUCCCUGUGCUCUGCUGCUUCAUGUCCCCAAGGAAGCUUUUGCAAUCCUUUCAGUUCUGCAAUUCUGAUCAAUAGAACUGUGUGUGUGGGGAGGCUGCAGCCACAGGCUUGGGCGGACAGGACCUGGAAGCAGACCCAGCAAGCAGAAUACGCCAGUGCUCUUCAAAGUUUGGCAUUGGAAAGAUCACGCUGCAUCCAUUCAACUCUGGCAGCUAUAGCAGGCAUCUCAGCCAGUCUACUGCAAGCUAGAGCCUAGAGGAAAACCCCUGCUGGGGGGAAUGGGAUGGAAUUCAGAGCCUUGUCUGCAGCCUGGCUGGAGGAGGGGGAGGGAGGCGAUGAGAAACCAAUGUGACAGGUGGGGAGGACCAGGCUCAGAGGUUAACCAGCACUGAACAGCAUCACCUCACUCCAGAGCCCUCUGCACAUGCCAGGGCAGGAACACUGUCCUGGCUGUCAAGGCUGAUGGACUCCUCUGGAAGCAACAGAAUAAGAAGAAAAGAAGAGGACAGAAAAUUUUCUGCUUUGGAAGAAUCGGGUCAGUGACACAAUGUCCUCGAAGGGGGGAAUUAGCACUCUUUCACCCCUGAGUGUCACCACCCUGUCCGCUAACACCUCAUGCGGGGUGGACUCUGAGUUCAGAUACCCCCUUUUCACCAUCAUGUACAGCUUCAUCUUCAUUCUGGGCUUCAUUGCCAAUUGCUAUGUGCUGUGGAUUUUCUGCCAGGUUUAUGCUUGGAGGAAACUAAACGAAAUCAAGAUCUUCAUGGUGAACCUGAUAGUGGCUGACCUGCUGUUCCUAAUCACACUGCCCCUGUGGAUCGUUUACUAUCACCACCAAGGAAACUGGAUUAUGCCUACAUUCCUGUGUAACGUGGCCGGCUACUUGUUCUUUGUUAACACCUACUGCUCCAUCGCCUUUUUGACAGUCAUCACAUACAACCGAUUCCAGGCAGUGACCAAGCCCAUCACAGCUGCUCAGUUCCCCACCCGGAGAAGGGGUAUCUUCCUCUCCGCAGCUAUCUGGGUGGUGAUAGUGAGCAGUGCUUUGUACUACCUCAUUGGCGAUGGAACUAAUGAGGAGGAGAUUAACAAUAGCACCAUCAAGCGGUGUUUCGAGCGCUAUAACACCACUGGCGACACUCUGCCCAUCCUCGCCAUCCACGUUGUCAUAUUCAUUAUUUUUGUCUUCAUUUUCCUGUUUAUACUGGUGUGUAACUUGUUCAUUAUCAGGACACUGCUGACCAAGUCAGUGCAGCUGCAGAAGAGCACCCGUGUCAAGCAGAGGGCAUUCAGGAUGGUAUGCACUGUCCUCGCUGUAUUCAUCAUAUGCUUUGUACCUCACCAUCUCAUUGACCUCCCCUGGACGCUGACGGUCCUAGAACUGUGGCAGAAAGAAAACUGUCCAUUGCGCCAGCAGAUCAAUGAUGCCCAUCAGGUGACUCUAUGCCUCCUGAGCACCAACUGCAUGCUGGACCCUGUCAUCUACUGCUUCCUCACCAAGAAGUUCAGGAAGCACCUUUCAGAGAAUCUUAAAAGCAUGAAAGGGAGUCGCAAGUGUUCCAGGCAAACCACUGAAACAGUGAUUGAGGGCACAGUGCCCAUCAAUGACCUCCCCACCAAUCCCAUGAGAAAUGAAUACAGCCCUGUCUCUUACUGAGCAGGGCUGGGCUACUUGUGUCAUCAGCUUCCUCUCACUAAGCCAGGCCGGAGAGGGACACAUCAAUGGGCCAGAUCUCUGCAUUUCCAUCAGGAAGAGGAAAUAUGAGCAUUCAAUCCCCGUAUCCACAAAUGCAACCAGAGGAAUACGGACCCAGCAGGGGCUGCAAAGGGGCACCUUCUGACACAUACUGAUGCUUCAUGGGACACUAAUCACAGCUCAGCUUGUUUUCUUUUCUGUGAAGAAAAAUGCCAUUGACUUUGUGUCUUUCCCCCUCCUCCGAUCUCCUUGUGUGAUCUGUCAGCACUUUAACAUGGGAAUUGCCAUGAGGAGAGCUCACUCUUAUGAAUGACAGAGAUUCUAUGGGAUCUGAUCCAAGUAACCAGGCUGGGGAGAAGGGGGGUCUGUGAAAGUCGAUGGGUAUUGGUGAUGUGCUGGAAACCUCAGCCUUAGCUCCCCCAAUCCCUGGGAUCCGUAUGUAUAGAUUUUAAGGCCACCAGGGACCAUUAUCUAGUCUGACCUCCUGCAUGUCACCGGCUAGAGAAUGUCACCUUAUUCCUGGACUCAGCCCAAUAACUUCUGGUUGAGCUAGCACAUAUCUUUCAGAGAGACCGAAUAUCAACUGCAAACCUCCAAGUGACAGAGGAUGAUUGCCAGCAUAGGAAUUAAGAUAGCAAAUGAAUGGGGUUUUAAUGCUUCAUCAUCAUAGCUUUUAUUUCUUAUAGAUGGGAUUAUAAAGAGGGAGUGGCUAUUGUCCCUAAGAUUGUGCUGCUGGAAACAAAGUAAUGUAGCUGGUUGCUUAUUUGAAGACUGUUUUCUGGUAUUUUAUCAUUAAUAAACUAACAGCUUGUGGCCACACCCGAGGGCACCCUCCAAACUACUCAACUGCUGCCGUGGUGUUAAGUCCAGUGCAAAAAUGUUACGGGUUUUAAGCUCAGGCAUUCAGUCCAGGGUGAAAUGGAUCCUGCUCAGGGGCGGCUCCAGGCCCCAGCAUGCCAAGCGCAUGCUUGGGGCGGCAAGCUGUGUGU
Messenger RNA from Mauremys reevesii (Reeves's turtle), 2783 nucleotides. RefSeq names its product platelet activating factor receptor (gene PTAFR). Gene Ontology annotation, biological process: G protein-coupled receptor signaling pathway; chemotaxis. Bases 646 to 1755 code for a protein of 369 amino acids. Gene Ontology annotation, cellular component: membrane. NCBI's taxonomy places the organism in Eukaryota, Metazoa, Chordata, Testudines, Geoemydidae. The record is from RefSeq and is a predicted model, not a curated record. The transcript is spliced from 5 exons. Gene Ontology annotation, molecular function: G protein-coupled purinergic nucleotide receptor activity; platelet activating factor receptor activity.